CAGAACAGCAAUGGCGGCAACCACCUUGGGCCGAACGUGGAAGAGUUCUUCCUGGAAGCAGCAGAAACGCAUAUGGAAUAUUGCUUCUGCGGAUCAAAGUCUAUAUGAGAGAAGAUUCAUUAAAGUCCCUUCGAAAAAAUCCAUGAAACGCUGUCGUAAGGUUUUUGCGUCGGAUUCUAUUGGAGGUGAUAAGAAGGAGAACGCUCAAGCGCUCGAGUUUCAGAAUAGUUUUGAAGAUUCUCCUGUUUCCAAGGAUUCGCAAUCACUUCCAAGGCCUCUAUCUAUCACCGAUUUGCCAAUUUCGCCUAGCCCUGGCUAUCGCCUCCGGGUCGCGUUUCAGGGAGUUCAAGGUGCGUUCAGUGAAGCAGCGGCUGAAAAGGCGUACCCGAAUUGCGAAGCCGUUGCUUGUGAACAAUUCGACACUGCUUUCAAUGCUGUUGAAAAGUGGCUUGUUGAUAGAGCAGUUCUACCAAUUGAGAAUUCUCUUGGGGGGAGCAUCCACCGAAAUUACGAUCUCUUACUUAGACACAGGUUACAUAUUGUUGGGGAAGUAUACCUUGCAAUCCAACAUUGCUUGCUAGCUAAUCACGGUGUUAAAUUGGAAGAUCUAAAACGUGUUCUUAGCCACCCACAAGCUCUUGCUCAAUGUGAGAACACAUUAACAAAGUUGGGAGUCAUCAGAGAAGCUGUAGAUGAUACUGCAGGUGCUGCUCAGUAUAUUUUUGCCAACAAAUUCCAAGAUGCGGGAGCAGUUGCUAGCUCUAAAGCUGCAAGGAUCUACGGGUUGAAUAUUCUAGCUCAAGAUAUUCAGGAUGAUUCUGACAAUGUUACUCGAUUUUUGAUGCUUGCAAGAGAGCCCAUUAUCCCAAGCACUGACAGGCCAUUCAAGACAAGUAUAGUUUUCUCUCUCGAGGAGGGGCCUGGUGUGCUUUCCAGAGCACUUAAUGUUUUUUCAAUGAGGAAUAUCAACCUUACAAAGAUCGAAAGCCGCCCCUUGCGUAAACAGCCCUUGCGUGUACCUAAUGGCGGCAUUAAUGGAUGUACAACGUACUUUGACUAUCUUUUCUAUCUGGAUUUUGAAGCAUCAAUGGCUGACCAAAGGUCUCAAAAUGCCCUUAGGCAUCUAGAGGAGUUUGCUACAUUCCUACGAGUGCUAGGGAGCUACCCGGCUGAUACUAGCUUAACAUGAAUGUCCUUAAACCUGUAAGAAUUUACAAUCUAAACAAUUAUGUCAGUUGGAUUUUGGGCAGAUUUUAUAUUUAUCCACUUAAAAUGAAUGAAAAAACAAGUUUUUUAUUGUAUAACCGAACCAUAACCUUAUGACUAGGAAUGAGAGUUGGCCUUAAUGAUGUGGA
Molecule: messenger RNA, 1355 nt
Organism: Telopea speciosissima
Lineage: Eukaryota; Viridiplantae; Streptophyta; Magnoliopsida; Proteales; Proteaceae
Product: arogenate dehydratase 2-like
Exons: 11
Coding region: 11-1189 (392 amino acids)
Biological process (GO): L-phenylalanine biosynthetic process
Cellular component (GO): chloroplast; cytoplasm
Molecular function (GO): prephenate dehydratase activity; arogenate dehydratase activity
Source: RefSeq, a predicted model, not a curated record